AUGGUUGCAUCUUUGAAGUUUUUCCUGAGUAGAGAUGAGGAAGAAAAGGAAGAAAAUUCUGACAGUGAUGAUGACAUUGAUCCAAGGGAUACUAUGAUAUCAAAUAAAUUUAAUAAGAAAACAAGAAAAAGAGAAAAGAUGGUAGAUAAAGUUAAGAAAAUUGCUAAAAAAAUGAAGAAGAAGAAAGAAAAGGCACCAGUGUUCAAUUUUUCAGCGCUACAUCUCAUAAAUAAUCCUCAAGGAUUUGCUGAAAAAUUAUUUAAACAAAUGGAGUCAUCAAAUGAUAGAUUUGAAGUCAAAUUAAUGUCAUUAGACGUUAUUUCAAGGCUGAUUGGUUUGCAUAAUUUGUUUCUCUUCAAUUUUUACCCAUUCAUAGCUAGGCUAAUUAUGCCUCAUCAAAGGGAAGUGACAAGGAUUUUACAGUUUGCAGCUCAAGCAUCACAUGAAUUAGUACCACCCGAGGUUAUAGAGCCAGUAAUGAAAGCGAUAGCAAAUAAUUUCAUAACUGAGAGAAAUUCUACUGAUGUGAUGGCUGUUGGGCUAAAUGCUGUUAGAGAGAUUUGUGCAAGAUGUCCUCUUGCUAUUGGAGAAGAUCUCCUUCGUGAUUUGGUCCAAUAUAAGACAUACAAAGAAAAGUCAGUUAUGAUGGCUGCUAGGUCUCUAAUUCAACUAUUUAGGCAGUCUAUGCCAAAUUUAUUGCAUAAAAAGGAUAGAGGGAGGCCAACAGAAGCGCUUUCAGAAUUAAAGCCAAAACAAUAUGGUGAAUUGGAUAUAAAAAAUUAUAUACCUGGAUCAGAGGUUUUGUUAGAGAAAAAACAAGACAAAGUUGAAGAUAAAAAAAAUAAAAAGUGUUCUAGUAAAAAGAAUAAUUCAGAUGACGAAGAUUGGAUUGAUGUUGCUUCAUCUGAUUCUGAGAUAAACAUUUCUGAUACUGAAGAGAGUAGUUGUGAAGAUGAUGAAGAAGAAGAAGAAAUAAAAGAUGAUAACAACGAUAAUCAAAACCCUGAAAGUACCUUAAAAGAUGGUGAAGGCAAGCAAAAAGGGAAGCAAAAAGCUUCAAAGCAAGAAAUGGAAGAAAAAGUUGAAAUAGCUCGUAAUAUUGCAAUGGACACAAUAUUUACAGAUGAAGACUUUAAACGCAUUGAGGCAGCACAGAUAAAGAAAUGUGUUAGUGGAGUCAAAAGAAAAAGAAAUAUUCUCGAUGAAGAGAACAAUGAAUCAACUGAACUUGUACAACUGUCAGCUAUUGAGAACAUUCAUAAAAAAAGAAAACAUGAUAAAGAUGCUAGGUUAGAAUCUGUACAUAAGGGAAGAGAAGAUAGAAUUAAAUAUGGUUAUAAAGACAGAAGGAAGAAUGAGAACUGUUCUAAAACUAAUAGAGAGAAAAGAAAAACAAAAGCUUAUCAAAUGGUGAAACACAAAGCAAAAGGCAAAAUUAAGAAAUCCUUUAAAGAAAAACAAAUUGCAUUCAGAAAUUAUUUGAUCAAACAAAAGAAAAUGAAA
Molecule: messenger RNA, 1503 nt
Organism: Iphiclides podalirius (scarce swallowtail)
Lineage: Eukaryota; Metazoa; Arthropoda; Insecta; Lepidoptera; Papilionidae
Source: the annotation of a GenBank genome assembly